AAUUCCCUGCUCGUCGCAGCCCCUCACCGAUCAGCCCUCUCUCUCUCUCUCUCUCUCUCUCUCUCUCAUUUUCAUACUGCUCUUCAAACUCCUUGAGUACUAUACCGGCCAACAUGGACUUACAUGGGCUUAAAGCACAGCACAAUAACUUGAUCCAAUCCAUGUUUUACGAGGGUAUGUUGGACAGCCAGUUUGCUCAAAUUCAAGUUCUGCAAGAUGCAAGCAAUCCCAAUUUUGUCGCAGAAGUGAUCAUGAUAUUUUGUAAAGACGCGGAAAGGAUCAUAUUGGAAAUGAACAAUUAUCUGGCUCAGCAAGAUGUGGAUUUUAGCAAGCUAAAUAGUUUUGUGCAUCAACUAAAAGGAAGUAGCUCAAGCAUUGGUGCGCAGCACUUGAAACUGGCUUGUAAUGAUCUACAUCAAGCUUCUGAGGACAAAAACAAAGAAAGGUGCCAACAAGCCUUAAAUAGAAUCGCACACAAAUAUUGUCUUCUGCGAAGCAAAUUUCAAACCCUAAUACAGCUGGAGAAGACGAUCUCUGCCAUUGCGACCAACCGGCAAUUACUGGAUAGCAAGUAUGUUGAUGGGUCAGCAUGACGUUUCUGAGUAUUAAUGGUUAUCAUCAUCGAUCUUUUAUGUGUGAAGAAGUGUAUGGUUCUUACAUUCUUGACUUCUUUUCACAGCAAGUGCCUAGGAAGUAGAUGAACCCUCCUCUCCAUUUUGUUUACAGUAUCUUUGAACGUCAGAAGUACAAAACUAGAGAAUAUUUGUUAAUAAAAACAUGUUCAAUGCA
Messenger RNA from Alnus glutinosa, 789 nucleotides. Its product is annotated as histidine-containing phosphotransfer protein 1-like. The coding region runs from base 114 to 593 and encodes 159 amino acids. Gene Ontology annotation, molecular function: protein histidine kinase binding; histidine phosphotransfer kinase activity. Gene Ontology annotation, cellular component: nucleus; cytoplasm. The transcript has 6 exons. Gene Ontology annotation, biological process: cytokinin-activated signaling pathway; phosphorelay signal transduction system; phosphorylation. The record is from RefSeq and is a predicted model, not a curated record. NCBI's taxonomy places the organism in Eukaryota, Viridiplantae, Streptophyta, Magnoliopsida, Fagales, Betulaceae.